AUGAUCACUUCUCAAAUCAAGGACAAAAUCAUUUUGUAUGGCAAUCACAUCAGCCAACCUUCACGAUCCGUCAUGUGGUUCAUGAUGUUAAAUAACAUUCCUUUUGAAUUUAAAUUAGUGAGAUUGGAAAAGUUGGAUCAUCGUGGAGAGGAGUACAAGAAGAUCAAUCCGAUGCAACAAAUUCCUUCAUUGACCAUCAUUCCUGAUACAAGUUCUUCCGAAUCUGUUUCAACUAAAUCGUCCUCUUGUCAUGAAGAACAUAUUUUCGAAAGUCAGGCCAUUUUGUUGCACUUGUUUCAUCGAUAUCGAAAAAGUUGUAAAAUUCCUGCUCAUUGGUAUCCAGAUCCUCAUGCACACUUGACAGAGCAUACUAGAGUGAACAUGUAUUUGAAUUAUCACAAUUCACAAUUGAGACCUGCAGUGGGUGGAUAUGUUUUUGCUGCUGCUAUUGGACCCACUGCAUUUGGAAUGAAACGAGAUGAAUCCAAUAUUCGAUCCUUGGAAAAGAAGACACAUCUUGUGUUGAAACAAUUGGAUACUUUUUGGAUGAAUGGAGCUGCUAUCUUGGGAAAUGCUCCUUCUUCAGGACAAUCUCUCUAUUUGUGUGGACAAGCUAAAAUUUCAAUUGCUGAUCUGUUGUGUUAUAAUGAGCUCAUGCAGUUGACACUUCUGACAGACGCUUCAACAUUGUGGGAAUCAGAAAUUUACAAGCCUUAUUCAAAUGUUUGCAAAUGGCUUCAACUCAUGUCCAAAACUCCAGAGCAUGACAAGGUCUUUAAAUUUCUGAAUAUUCUGAAAGAAAAAGUCAUUCAGCGAACGUACAUCCAAACUUUAAAUGUUGUGAGUGAAAAUGGUGACACUUCUUUUCUUGCAACAUGGAUUGGAAUACAUAUGUGA
Messenger RNA from Naegleria fowleri, 897 nucleotides. RefSeq lists its product as uncharacterized. Gene Ontology annotation, cellular component: cytoplasm. Gene Ontology annotation, molecular function: glutathione transferase activity. Gene Ontology annotation, biological process: glutathione metabolic process. The transcript has a single exon. The coding region runs from base 1 to 897 and encodes 298 amino acids. The record is from RefSeq and is a predicted model, not a curated record. NCBI's taxonomy places the organism in Eukaryota, Heterolobosea, Eutetramitea, Acrasida, Naegleriidae.